This is a messenger RNA of Phacochoerus africanus (Common warthog), 2535 nucleotides long. RefSeq names its product cellular repressor of E1A stimulated genes 1 (gene CREG1). The transcript is spliced from 4 exons. NCBI's taxonomy places the organism in Eukaryota, Metazoa, Chordata, Mammalia, Artiodactyla, Suidae. The record is from RefSeq and is a predicted model, not a curated record. Bases 72 to 773 code for a protein of 233 amino acids.
GCCCGGGCGCGCACGCUUAGUCUUGGGACCCGGUAGGCCCCGGACUCGGAACUUUUGCUGGAGUAGCGGACAUGGAUGGUCGUGCCCGCGGGUCUGCGCGUGCCGUGCUUGCCUUCCUGCUGGCUCCCGCGCUGGUGGCCUUGUUGGUGACACCAGCGCGGGGCCGAGGCGGGCAGGGCCACGGGCACUGGGACGCCACCGGGCUGCUGCCGCCGCUCCCGCCCCGCGAGAAUGCGGCGCUUGUGGCCCGCUUCGUGACGAACCUCUGCGACUGGGGCGCGCUGGCCACCAUCUCCACGCAGGAGGGGGUGCGGGGCAGGCCCUUUGCCGACGUCUUAUCUCUCAGCGACGGCCCCCCAGGCAAGGGCACCGGCGUCCUGUACUUCUAUCUGAGCCCGUUGCAGCAAUCAGUAGACAACUUGCAGGAUAAUCCAUAUGCUACGCUGACCCUGUCUUUGGCAGAGACUAGUUUCUGCAGGAAAUAUGGAUUUGAUCCUCAAAGUCCCCUCUGUGCUCACACUAUACUAUCAGGAACUGUUAUCAAGGUGAGUGAAGGUGAAAUGGAUGUUGCAAAGAAUUCAUUAUUCAUUCGACACCCUGAGAUGAAAACCUGGCCAUCCAGUCAUAAUUGGUUCUUUGCUAAGUUGAAUAUCACGAACAUCUGGGUCCUAGACUACUUUGGUGGACCAAAAAUAGUGACACCUGAAGAAUAUUAUAAUGCCACAUUUCAGUGCGGCCCUAAAAGGACGAAAAAGAGAAAAAAAGAAAAGUAAGAAACUUGCCUAAAGUCUACAGCCAGUAAGUGAUGGUAUUGGGAUUCAAACCCCGGCAUUCCAGCUCCAGAGCCCUCACUUUGCUUCUUAUUGGAACCUCAUGCUGCCAUGCUGGUGGUUACCUCACCAGCAGCUGGCCACGCUCCAAUUCCAGUGUAAUGUAAACACUUUCUUCUUGUAACAGACUGACUGCUCUCUGUGGAGACUGGGGUGACGAUGCUAAGCUAGAUGUGUAGGUUGUAACUCAGGUUUGCAUUUAAAUUCUCAGCAUUUUUUUGCCCUGUCUUAUUCUAUUUAACAACAGUUCUGUGGUGAACUAGUGACUUCCCACCAUGAUUGUAAAUCUCUUCACAGUAAAAGCUCAGGUUUUAGUUUUAGUUUUUCAUUCCAAACUGGACCUAGGACAGUGUAUGGUACAGAGCAGCUGUUUCAUAAAUACUGGCUACUUGUCAGGCUGAUCCUUUGAGACAAAAAUGCUCAACUUCUUUGAAUAAAGAAUCCAAGAGUCAUAGUGUUUAUUCUGCUGCUGUGUACACAGGAGAAGAGGCCUGGGCCAGUGUUUGUCUUCUGAACGUGAAAAGCCAUCUUGCUUUAUAGGAAGACAGAGGUAGCAAUUACAACAUUAUGGCCAGGCAACAAAUUACCAAGGAGGACGUCCAGUAAGCUGACAGGCUCGCUCUUAGAGGUUAAAGUUCAUUUUUACAGGACGUAUCAAUCUCUGAAGCACAGUUAUCUUCAUAUAAAUAACAUGCCCAAGGGCAAUGCUUGCUUUAAUAGCAAAAUAAAAAUGGGGUUUUCCCAUAAGUCUCCAUGGUGAGUGAGUAAAAUAGAAAAGUUUGAGGUUCCCACUUUAUUAACACAGAUGAGAGGGCCUUUUCUGCUGCUCAGAGAUAAGAGGGAGCACUCUCCUGUCCUUUUGAGAGGAGGCCAGAAGACUAGACCUGGGUAUGGGCCCCUCCUGAGACAGGACACCGGAAUCCUCAGAAUGGGCAGUUCCUUGAAGAUGACCUUCCAGAACGGGUGCCUCUGACAACUGUCCAUUUCAGAGCCUAGGUGGGACAGAGUCACUCCCAUCCCACCUGGUGUGCCACAGAACUAUUUCGUAGCCUGAGAGAGUAUACAGUAGUAUCUGUAAGGGUCAGUGGCCUGCACAUUUUUGGGGGAACCACUCCUGGGGGCCACACAGGCAUACUGGAGCUUCCCCAAGUGGCAGCCACCUUGCCUGGUUUGCCUAGAUUGGUUUUGGAAGAUAAUAUUUCUCCAAACACCACACAACUGUCUGCAUCUGGAACCUGUCUCACUCCAGUGGAGUCUUUUGAGAAAGCUUCAACACCCAGGUCAUUUGGCAGGGCUAACUUGGAGCCUAACUGAAUAUGGUUUGCCUUGCUAGGCUGUUGGGUCGAGGCUCCAUGAGCAUAUUUGGAUAUUGAGGGGAAGGUUGAAAUGUUUACUGGAAGUAUUUGCAGACAUGCUGGAGAAAGCCGUUCUCAUGAGUAUCAGCCAUUGCCUCCUCUCACUGAAGUCUGAGCAGCAGGCCUCUGGGGCAUCCUGUGUUCCCUAGUAAGGAUAGAGGGAAUGAGAGGUCACAGAUUACAAACUUGCCUGCUCUCCCUUAUCUGGAGAUGGAUUUCCUGAUGGCCACGUUAGGACUGCAACAGGAAGAUGGAUUAAGGUCACCUCCCUGGCUAGGUGCUGGCUGAUUACUGCUUUUUUGCCUUAAUGUUCAGGACCUCUUUGUCUCAACUGUUUUUAUCUUUGAAAC